CCAGCUUGUCUCUCAGACAGCUGUGCCCCCUGCCCCAGGCAUGGAGUCCCUCCCUGAAGCAGUCCUGCUCCGGAUCCUGGCCUCCGUUCCUGCGGUGGAGCUGGUGCUGGUGUGCCGCCUGGUCUGCUGCCAGUGGAGGAACCUGGUUGAUGGAGCUGCACUCUGGAUCCUGAAGUGUCAGCAGGAAGGCCUCAGCAGAGCAGAGUCAGAUGUGGAGGACUGGCAAAGCUUCUACUUCCUGAGUAAGAAAAGGAGGAAUCUCAUCAAGAACCCAUGUGGUGAAGAAGGCUUGGAGCACUGGGGAGAGGUAGAGAAUGGAGGUGAUGGCUGGAAAAUUGAAGAGCUCCCAGGGGACUUUGGAAAAGAAUUUCCUAGUGAAGAAGUCCAGAAAUACUUUGUCACAUCUUAUGAGUGGUGUCGAAAGGCUCAGGUCAUUGACCUUAGGGCUGAGGGCUACUGGGAGGAGCUGAUGGAUACAACCCAGCCUAAAAUCAUGGUAAGAGACUGGUAUGCAGGACGUGGUGAUGCUGGUUGUCUCUAUGAGCUGUGUGUGAAGCUGCUCUCUGAGAAUGAGGAUGUGCUGGCUGAGUACAAAAGUGACACUGUCACCAUCCCACAGGGAAAUGAUGGCAGCUGGACUGAGGUGAGUUACAGAUCUCUCACACCUUCUCCAGCUACGGGCCCGGGGUGCGCUUUGUGCGCUUUGAGCACGGCGGGCAGGACACACUCUUCUGGCAGGGCUGGUACGGCGCGCGCGUCACCGGCAGCAGCGUGACACUGGAGCCAUAGCUCUGCUCAGCAGGACCUGCAUGCUGCAGUUCACUUCCCUCAGGGCAUCCAUCCCCCAGCCUUUGGAUGGUUUCUGCAUGGUGCUGCUGCUGGCUGUGGAGCAUUCGGCCUUCCUGCAUAGGAACGUGUGUGCAAGGUGCCAGGAGCCACCGCCCGUCCCUCCUCAAGAGGACUAUGCAAAGAAUGUGAAUGAAUUUGGGAAUGCACCUCACCACUUGCACUGGUGUUCUCUGUCAGACAGGAGAUCACCUAAAAAUCCUGCAGAGCUCCUCUCUUAGUCUGUAAUGCCUAGCACCCAGCCUGAGUCAGCUGUCUCCCCUGCCUGCUCUCCUGACUUGGGCACUCCUUAACUUGAAGGGAUGCUUUAAGUAUAUUUUCUGGAAGUUAGAGUGGGAAAAGAAUAAAGAAAACCACAGACCCUGUGUCUCAAAACAUACCAGGGAAACCCAGAGCCCUGUCCCCAACUGUUUCCAUUACCUGCAGUGAGAACUUUGGUUUCUUCCAUUUAUAAAAAGUUAACAUUGUUUACUACAGAGGGGCUCUAGCUUGACUGUCAAUACUAUUAGUUUAAUUUUUAGUGAUAAUGCAAAACAAGAGAGGUUGAAUCCUUUUCUCUUACACUGUUCCCAGCAUCCAUUUAUCAAGGGAAGUGUUGGGAAGAGAAACAUGUCUGGUGUCCAGCCCUGGGGCUUCGUUUGGCUCCCUCAGAGAGAUGGGAUCUCCAUGCUAGUGAAGAGAGAAAGAUGACAGCAACUUAGGGAACUGGGUUAGAAAAAAUUUGGGAUGGGGUCCAGAAACAAAUGAAAACAAACUCAUUUACCCCCUCCUGGCCUCUGCAUGCUUCAGGCAGCAAGCAUCCUGGUGAUCCAGUGUGACUCUGCUGGCAGGACACCGCUCCCCCUCUGCUGACCAUGUCUGCAAGAAGUUCAUGUCUGCCUCUGCCCUGUGCUUGCUGACAACACAGCACUCCAGGCUCCCACUUGAGCUUCUUGAUACCACUCAGGGCUGUGUGCCCCAUCCUGAACAGACCCCUAAGCUUUGCUGAAUUCAGACUGUCCCUGCUAGUGUUGCUAUAGGACACGAAAUAAAACUAUGUGCACACUGGAAUCUCCAGGGUAAAAAGAA
Agelaius phoeniceus (red-winged blackbird) is the source of this 1914-nucleotide messenger RNA. Its product is annotated as F-box only protein 2. NCBI's taxonomy places the organism in Eukaryota, Metazoa, Chordata, Aves, Passeriformes, Icteridae. Gene Ontology annotation, molecular function: ubiquitin protein ligase activity; protein binding. Gene Ontology annotation, biological process: SCF-dependent proteasomal ubiquitin-dependent protein catabolic process; ERAD pathway; glycoprotein catabolic process. Gene Ontology annotation, cellular component: cytoplasm; SCF ubiquitin ligase complex. The record is from RefSeq and is a predicted model, not a curated record.